This is a messenger RNA of Olea europaea var. sylvestris, 2646 nucleotides long. RefSeq names its product increased DNA methylation 1-like. The record is from RefSeq and is a predicted model, not a curated record. Bases 94 to 2646 code for a protein of 850 amino acids. The transcript is spliced from 8 exons. Gene Ontology annotation, biological process: negative regulation of DNA-templated transcription. NCBI's taxonomy places the organism in Eukaryota, Viridiplantae, Streptophyta, Magnoliopsida, Lamiales, Oleaceae. Gene Ontology annotation, molecular function: acyltransferase activity, transferring groups other than amino-acyl groups; transcription corepressor activity.
UUUUGCUUGCCUCCUGCUCUGCCAAUAUUAUCUCCUAAUCCUGUUGAAGCUUCUAGAACUGGUUCCAAUAAUCACAAUGAACCACCUUGUAUUAUGAGCUCCGCUAUGUCCCAUAUGGAGGUCAAAUCUUCAAAACAGAGACAGAAACGGGAGUGGGUUUCAGUUGUACCUGACUUGGUUCCUGGACCGGAGGUUUGCCCUGAUGCCAUUGUUACAUGUUGCGAAAUGUAUAAGCAGAACAAGAAUCCUUCAAGUACUGUUUUGUUGAAUGCGAGGAAACAUCUUCUGCAUCUUGGCUGGAAAAUUGACUUUGUUAAUGAUGGGAAGUCAAGAUUGCGUUAUACUUCUCCUGAUGGGAUAAUCUAUUAUUCUUUUCGUCUGCUUUGUUUGGAGCUUGGAUCUGAAAGGCGUUCUUUUAUCUCCCAGUGCAAUAAGAAAAGUAUUGUAAGUUCAGCUUGUGAUUUGUUUUCAUCUCCACCUGUUGGAAAUUUACAAUCUUGCAGCAAGUUGUCCAAGUUUCCUUGUUCUUCUGAUGUGGUUGAACCUAAAUAUUGGCCUCAAGCAGUGAAGGAUUACUGUUUACUUGGUUUGGAGGACAAGGAUUUUAACAACCGCUCAAAAAUGAAUCGGAAAAUAUGGAAUAUGGCCUUAAAAGCCAUGAAACACCUAUCUGCUAUGGGGUGGACAUUUUAUGACCACGGAGAGGGGGACCAGAGGAAAAUGCAGUACCGUUCACCGGAUGGAACAUUGUUUAACUCUCUUAAGUUGGCUUGCAAACGGUGUGUAGAGGUUGAUGGACUCAAUCCUAGAGAUGAUGCUCAUAAUCUAGGAGGAAUGGGGAAUGUAUAUGCCAUCAAUGAAAAUACUGAGGACCAUUUAGCUUUAAAUGGAUCACAUCUUCUAUCCAAUGCCAAGGAAUCCCAUGGAAAUUUCCUUCUGUCAAACAACAUAUUUGAAAACAUGCCAGCUGAAUUGUCCAAUGUGUCUAUGUCAAAGGGGCUUGUAGAACUAGGUAAAGCUGAAGUUCGAAGAACCAGGAUACUGAAAAAGGGCAGAAAGAGAAAGGACAGUCAACCGCAUCAUAAUGAUGGUUUGCCAUUGCUGAAGAGAGGGAGGACAUCUAGUAGACCAAUUAAAGUGAGAGGUCAUAUGGAUGAAGAUUCUUCAACCCCUGUCCUGCGAUCAAGUAAAAGAGCUCGGGAAGUGGCUAGUUCUUCCUCUCAUCGAACUCCUAGAACUGUCUUGUCUUGGUUGAUAGACAAUAAUGUGGUUCUGCCAAGAGCAAAAGUUCAAUAUCGUAGCAAGAAAGAUGGUCGUCCAAUGGCAGAAGGACGAGUAUCACGUGAUGGGAUCAAAUGUAGUUGUUGCCAGAAAAUUUUUACUCUUAGUAGCUUCGAAGCUCAUGCUGGCAGCACCAAUCACAGGCCUUCAGCGAACAUAUUUUUGGAGGAUGGAAGGUCUUUGGUGGAGUGCCAGUUGCAACUGAGACGCGACAAUGGUAACAAAAGUGCAAAACUGGAAUCAUGUAAUAAGAAGGCCAGGCAGAGCUGCAGCACAAAUGACUACAUUUGUUCCGUCUGCCACUAUGGAGGUGAAUUAGUUUUGUGUGAUAACUGUCCAUCUUCCUUUCAUACUCACUGCCUUGGUUUGAAGGAGGUCCCAGAUGGUGACUGGUUCUGUCCUACAUGCUGUUGUGGAAUUUGUUGCGGGAGAGGAUUUGAUGAGAAUAAAAAACAAUUUUCCAACUCUAGUCUACUCAGCUGUGCUCAGUGUGAGCAACAAUAUCAUGUUGGAUGCCUCAGAAAUAAAGGUGUUGAAGUUCUGGAAGAUUUUCCAAAACGAAAUUGGUUCUGUGAAGAAAUAUGUGAACAGAUAUUUUGGUCUCUUCGCAAUAUUUUGGGAAGAGCAGUUCCUGUGGGGAAUGAAAAUUUGACUUGGACUUUAAUGAAAUACAUAAAACCUGAUUCACAUGAUCAUGAGGCGCCUCAUAACGAGUUUUUGAUGGAGAGUUACAGCAAGCUUAAUAUUGCUCUUAGUGUGAUGCAUGAAUGUUUUGAACCUGUCAAAGAGCCACACACAAGGAGGGAUCUCAUGGAAGAUGUUAUUUUUAGUAGAUGGUCUGAGCUAAACCGUUUGAAUUUUCAAGGAUUUUAUACAGUUCUUUUGGAGAGAAAUGAUGAAUUGAUUUCAGUGGCAACUGUAAGGAUUUAUGGGAAAAAAGUGGCAGAAGUCCCGCUUGUUGCUACACGAUUUCAAUAUCGUCGACUUGGGAUGUGUCGUAUUUUGAUGAAUGAGCUUGAGAAGAAACUCAUUGAAAUAGGAGUAGAGAGGCUCGUUCUUCCAGCAGUUCCUAGUGUGUUGAACACUUGGAAAACUUCUUUCGGGUUCUCAGAAAUGAAAGAAUCAGAGAGAUUGAACUUUCUAGACCACACCUUUCUUGAUUUCCAGGAUACAGUCAUGUGCCAAAAAGUCUUAACUCACAUCCCGUCCUCUGUAUCAAGGAUAUCAACAGAAACUCAGGACGAAAGAUGUGCCCCUAUGAGAAAAACUGGUUUAGACUUGGAUGGCACUGGUUCUGAUUCUGCAAUUUCUCAAGCAGAACGAGUCAAAGAGGGUGAAUUUAAAGAUCAAGGAUCAGCAUGGUAA